UCAAGUCGCAUCGAAUCGUACCGUUUCGCCCCGCUCCGCUCCACUUCGGGUCUCGACUGGACCAGACUCGUACGCAGGAUCGGACUCUGCUUUGGGUUCGGGCUCGGUCGCUUUGGCGAGGCAAAGGGGUUCGGGCUCGGUCGCUUCGUCGAGGAAAAGGAUAAGCAGGCACGGACGCGCACCGCACCGCACCCUGCACCUCCCGUCCUCCCGUCUCGCCCGACGCCACGGCCGGACCCCGGAGAAUCCACGCCGCGGCCGCUCGCGCUCCCGCUCCCAGGAGGCUCCCGCGGCCCGCCCGCCCGGCUCCCCGGCGGCCGUCCUGCCCACAGUAGGCGGAGGGCGGAGGCGCUCGCCGGCUCACCGUCGAGCCACAACCGCGGAUCUGUCCUCAAGCCGCAGACGCCGAGGUAUUCGACGCCGCGCAGGGGAUCACGGGGCGCGUCUCGGGCUCGUUCCAGAUGCCAACGACCUCAAUCUCCAAGCCUAAGCAGGUCUGCGCCUCGCUGGCGCCUGGUAACAUGACACCAACGGUCCGCAUGGAGUGCGGGCCGCAGAUGCAGACUAAACGGAGCUACGAUGAAAUAGCUUACCGGGGCGCGGGGUAUGCAGAGACUGUGGGCGAGUCAGGCAGCCCUGUUUGUGCUGGCUUGGAAGGUUUCUCGGCGCCAAAACGCAAGUGCAUCAGCCUUAAUACUGAUGGCUUUGAUGUGAAGCGAGAGAUCUUUGUCCCGUCUAAGAUGUCGUCGUCUGAGCGGCGCUACCUUCGGAAGAGAUUCCGGGCAGAGCUUGAUUCGGUUCGAGAACUCCUCAAGAAGCCAGAGUUUUUGUCCGUCAUGCCUGUCAGCAAAGCACCCGCGUUCUCAUCGUCAGCUGCCCCUCGAGCUAAAAAAGUGCAACGGGGGAGCCAUGUUGUCCGUGGUGCCAAGGGACGCUUCUUGCCGACAAAACCCCGGCCUGAAACGUCUACAGUGUUGCCUGAAGCUACAAUUCUCAAGCAGUGCGAAGCUAUUCUGAAGAAGCUGAUGACUCAGAAAUGUAGUCAUAUUUUUAAUGAUCCAGUAGACGUGGAAAAGCUGAACCUUCCAGAUUAUAAUGACAUUAUCAAGCACCCGAUGGACCUUGGGACCAUCAAGAAGAAGCUAGAUUCUGGUUCCUACGCAAGUCCAUCUGAUUUUGCAGCUGAUGUCAGGCUGACUUUUAACAAUGCGAUAACUUAUAAUCCUCGAGGGCAUGUAGUGCAUGAUCUGGCCAUUCAACUGAAUAAAAUGUUUGAGUCCAGAUGGAGAACAGUUGAGAAGAAGUUAGCUACUGCCGCCACUAAGCCACAUGUUGAGGUUGAUAAGGCCGACUCAAAGAGGAGAAAGACCCCUCCCGUGGAACGCAGUAACUUGUCAAUAGACCGUGUCAGGCCAACUGAGAUUGUGAAGCCAAAGAUGACAAAAGAGGAGAGAGAAACCUUGGGAGACUGCUUAACUUCUUUGGCCGAGGGUCCAGAAGAAUUACCUGGUCACAUCAUUGAUUUGUUACAGCAGUGUAUGGAGAACAAUACAGAGCAGCAUGGGGAUGGAGAGAUAGAGAUUGAUAUCCAUGCACUCAGUGAUGACGUACUAUUUGAACUGAAGAAGCAUGUGGACACGUAUUUGCAAGAAAAAGAUCAUCAGCAGACAAAAUCUCAGCCCUCUGAGAAUGAGGCUGUGAAUGUUUCUUGCCUCAGUCACUCGUCCACAAAUCCCUGCAAAGGUGCUGAGCCUGUUGAGGAGGAUGUCGACAUUUGCGGCAAUGCAUCCCCUAUAUUGAUAGAGAAGGAUCCACAGAUCAGAACUGACAAAUGUGGCAGCCCAAGUAGUUCCAGCAGUGACUCAGGAUCUUCAUCCAGCGAUUCUGACUCAGGCAGUGACAUUGAAAGCGAACCAGAAAAAGUUGUUAGCCCAGCAAAGCUUGCGAAGGGACCAGAACAACCUGCAGAGCAAGUCAAGAGUGAUGAUGUUAUAAGCCCUGUUGAUGCUAACCAGACUGCUGCUGAUGUGGAACUCCGUGAGCAGGACAAUGAAUCCAAGGCUGCACCUGAAGUGAAAAAUAUAGGGGAGAAUGCAAAACCCGACAGGCAACUCUCCCCGGACAAGCUCUUACGAGCAGCUGUUUUGAGGGGCCGUUAUGCUGAUGUAAUUGUGAAAGCUCGUGGGAUUCUCAGCCAGGGUGGAGAUAAACAGGAGGAGCUGGAGAAACUGCAGAAGGAAGAGAAAGAACGGCUUUUGGCUGAAGGCAAUGCAGCUUUGGAAGCCCGCAGAGCUGAAGCUGAAGCUGAAUCUAAGCGUAAGCUGGAGCUUGAGAGGGAAAAGGCUCGUCAGGCCUUGCAGGAGAUGGAGAGAACUGUAGAAAUUAAUGACAUCGUCCAUCCCAAGGACCUAGAAAUGCUUGGUACAGUCACCACCGAACAUAUUGUGAGUUCUGUUGAUGAGACGAGUCCCGAGCAUUCCCAGGAUGGCCUGCCCAGUUUUCUUCCUGGUUCGGGCAGCAUGUUGGAAAAACUUGGACUGUUUAUGAAAGUGGACGAGGAAGAAGAGGAAGAAGAGCCAUGCAGCAAAGGUGCAGAGGACGGAGAAAUCAACUAAUGUGUGUUGGCAUGUUGGAGCCUUGUGGUCAAAGACAGAACAAUCGCCUGUUUCAGCCGAUGCACAUAGGGAAAUUGCUGGGUAGCUGUGCACAUGUCGGACAUUUUUUUCUCGAACGGUGCACAGAAUACCCUCAAAUUUGAGAGGUGUUGCUUGCAGGAUGCGCCCGCCCUUGAAAGGGAAUUGAAGGGAGGAUAGAGAUCGAGGCCACCGUGUACAGCUGCAAAUGAAAAUGGAGUUCAUCUCUCAAAUGAACUAUUUCUCCCAGAUCAAGGUAGUUGGUGCGGGCUGUUGUCGGGUGUAUUCAUGUGAUACGUAGAUCUCAUGUAGAGCCUUGGAAAUUACACGAGGACCAAAUGGUUCUCUCACGCUGCUCACCUCCAUGUGCGCUGUGAUCCAAGUGCGUUUUCCCUUAGUGGCUAAGCAUAGCUUCUCUUCUUAGUUUUGGAUGUUUGGUUGCUUCUUCCUGCUGUAAAUUCAAAUUUUGAUGUAGCCGAGGAAGUUGCUAGUUGUUUGCUGGGCGUCUGCGAA
Molecule: messenger RNA, 3146 nt
Organism: Aegilops tauschii subsp. strangulata
Lineage: Eukaryota; Viridiplantae; Streptophyta; Magnoliopsida; Poales; Poaceae
Product: transcription factor GTE11
Molecular function (GO): protein binding
Source: RefSeq, a predicted model, not a curated record